AUGCCGGCGGGGCCGCGUGUGCUGCUUCUUGGAGGCCUGGGCAUGAUCGGCCAGAGCCUCCUCAAGUACAUUGUCGACUACGAGCUCGCGUCACACGUCCGUGUGGUGGACAAACGCGUGCCGGAGAUGUGUUUCCUCCCGCGAGCCAUCAGGGAGCUUUUAUCGCUAGCCACCGUCGAGUUUCUCCAGGCCGACUUGUCCACGCAGGAGCACGUUGAUCGUGCCUUUGCUGGGGAGCCGUUUAGCAUCGUCGUGAACCUCGCCAGUGAAACCCGGCAUGGACACAUGGAGGUGGUGUACGAGCGAAGCAUCCUGCGGGUGCGGACGCUUUGCGCGCGAACGGCCGCCAGAGGAGGCGGGUGCGAGCGUUACGUGGAGGUGAGCACUGCCCAGGUCUACGCCUCGACCAACAAGUCCCCGGCAACGGAGGCAGUUACUCCGUUAAAGCCCUGGACAACAAUGGCGAAGUACCACCUGGAAGCAGAGCAGCUCGUUUCUUCCAUCUCGCAACUCCCCUGGGUGAUUGUGCGACUCCCAAUUGUCUAUGGGCCAGGCGAUAUUGGUGGACUUAUGCCACGCAUUGUCUGCGCUGCAGUGUACGAAAAAACAGGGGAGUACAUGGAGUUCUUGUGGGGCAAGGACCUGCGCAUGCACACGGCACAUGUGCAGGAUGUUGUGGCGGCGAUAUGGCACAUUGUAUGCGCCGGCGCCACCCACGAGGUGUACAACGUCGUGGAUGACGGUGACACAACGCAAGGGGCCCUCAACGCCGUGCUGGAGUCCAUGUUUAACGUCAAGACGGGCUUUUUUGGAAGAUUGAUGUGCAGUAUGGCGGCCCUCAACUUGGAGGCUGCGGUGGAGGAGGCCAACGAGGGCCUCAUGCAGCCGUGGACGACGAUGCUGAAGGAGUGCGGCAUCCCCUUCACUCCCCUCUCCCCCCACCUGGAGAAGGAGCUUCUGUCCGCCGACGCGCUGGCCGUCGAUGGCUCGAGGCUGCGGGCACUCGGCUUCCGCUGCAGCUGUCCGCGGGUCACGAAGGAGUUGCUGGAGGACAGCGUGGACUACUGGGUCUCGCUCGGCCUAUUUCCAAAGUGA
Molecule: messenger RNA, 1095 nt
Organism: Trypanosoma conorhini
Lineage: Eukaryota; Euglenozoa; Kinetoplastea; Trypanosomatida; Trypanosomatidae
Product: NAD-dependent epimerase/dehydratase family protein
Exons: 1
Coding region: 1-1095 (364 amino acids)
Source: RefSeq, a predicted model, not a curated record